Messenger RNA from Ziziphus jujuba (common jujube), 3088 nucleotides. RefSeq lists its product as uncharacterized. Lineage: Eukaryota; Viridiplantae; Streptophyta; Magnoliopsida; Rosales; Rhamnaceae. The transcript has 4 exons. The record is from RefSeq and is a predicted model, not a curated record. The coding region runs from base 148 to 1308 and encodes 386 amino acids.
GUGUCUCCGUGUGUGUGAGAUAGAAUAUUGUAUAUUGAAUAUUCCUUCAUCAUCAUCAUCAUCUUCUGCUGCGGGCUUGUAGAGUAGCCGAUUAAAAGCUUUUUGGUUCUGGGCUUGGUUGGCUCAGCAUCAACUUCAUCAUCAUCAAUGGCGUUAGCUUUCAAACCCAUAAUCCCCCACACAACCACCAGGGCCUCCUUAAGAUCUUCUCCUUUGGGUUUUUGUUCAUCUUCUCCGAACCCUACACACCCUGUCCUCUUUCACCAUUUUCCACACACUCUUCGGCCAAGAAUUCGUCGAAUUGCCCAUGGCGUCUCUGCCUCCAAGUCCAACGUCACCACCACCCUCUCAGACGUUGAACAGCACCGCCAACUUAAGGCCAAUGAUAAUGGUUCCACUCCCACUUCCACUUCUAACACUGCGUGGUCGGAAUUUGCCAGAAAUGUGUCCGGUGAAUGGGAUGGGUAUGGAGCAGAAUUCUCAAAUGAAGGGAACCCAAUUGAACUUCCUGAGACUGUUGUACCCGAAGCUUACCGGGAGUGGGAGGUUAAGCUUUUCGAUUGGCAGACUCAGUGUCCCACUCUUGCAGACCCGGAAGGGAGUGCUCUUAACUAUAAGUUGAUAAAGCUACUCCCCACAGUUGGAUGUGAAGCCGAUGCUGCUACGCGAUAUAGCAUUGAUGAGAGGAAUAUUGGAGGACUAAAUGACAAAGUCUCUGCUUUUGCAUAUCAGUCAAGUGGUUGUUAUGUAGCUGUCUGGCCAACUGAGAAUAAGGGUUCAUAUAAUUUAAUGGAAUUGGAGCAUUGCUUGAUCAAUCCUCAAGAUCGGGAGUCUCGUGUGAGGGUGAUUCAGGUAAUCCGUUUAGAAAGUAUGAAGAUGGUAUUGCAGAGUAUUAAAGUUUUCUGUGAGCAGUGGUAUGGGCCAUUCAGAAAUGGAGAUCAGCUAGGUGGAUGUGCAAUCCGUGAUUCAGCAUUUGCUUCUACAGCUGCACUGGAAGCUUCUGAAGUAGUUGGCAUUUGGCAAGGCCCAAAUGCUGUUGCCAAUUUUGAUGCUUCUCAGGUUAACUCUCUUCAAGAACUUGUAGAUGACAACAUGCAGAAGUCAGUAAGAGAUGGAUUGGAUCUCGUAUUGCUUCCCAAGCAAUUAUGGUGUUCACUAAAAGAAUCUAAUGAUGGUGGUACUUGUAGUGAGGUGGGAUGGCUGUUAAAUCAUGGACAUGCCAUCACAUCAAAAUGCACCUUCUCUAGCAAAACAACUUUAAAGGAAAUCUCAGUUGCAUGUGAAACUGCAGCUUCGGAGGGUGCAUAGCCAUUGAUGACCAUCAAAUCUUCUUCAACAAAAUGCAGCCACAGAAAUAGAAUCCAAUAUAAUAUAUAUAUAUAUAUAUAUAUAUAUGUAUAUAUUUCAUUCAGAAGGGAGAAGAGACAAAAAAAAAAAAGGAAAAGGAGUGAAAUUCUUGGACCUUAUUAAGCAAAAGUAUAAUAAUAUGCCAAUUUAUACAAUGUCUGCUGUUCAUGUAGAAAAUUCUUGUGUAGUUUGUCCAAAUUCAUAGAGAUAUCACAUGGUCUACACAUGAAUAUCUGUAGAGCUGUCUUUUUAUUCUAAUAUAAGCUGCUGGCUCUGGAAUUUUGUAGCUUAUGUUCUCUGACAAUUUGCUUCAUUAGUAAAUUAUAAACGUCAUAGGAUUCACCUCAACUUGGAUGCAGGUUUUAUUCUUGAAAGUUAUCAGAGUGCAGUUUUGUCCAGUUCAAUAACCUCAACGUUUUCAAAUGUUUAAUUUUGGGCCAAAGAAUUCACAAACGGUUGAUUGAAUCCCCAUUAUGGUCUUUUUUAUUUUGUAUUUCAUCUGCUAGGAAUGUGACUGAAAAAUGAUUGGCCUGGAUUUAGCAGAAGAGACAAAAAUGCACGUGACACAGGACACAGAAGACCUUUCAAAACUUUUAGAAUAUACCAUAUUUCCUUGGCCUUGCUCAGAUUUAUUCCCAGAAAUUUGCUUAUAUGGAAAAUGACAGAAUAUCUGUAACUUGGUGCAUGGAAUCAUUUAUUCAAGGAAAAAACAACUCUGUAAAUAGAAUUAAAUAGCCUCAUAGGAUGUGGAUUCCACUAAUGAUGUUUGGUAAUAAAUACCAUUUUUCUAAGUGGUAAGAAUGUAAAUUUUGUAGUUCCUUUUAUUAAUAAUACAAAUUAGAAUCUUGGUUAAAAUAUCUAGUUUUACAAGUUAACAAACACAUUUAUAUUAGAUUUGGUACUUUCAUCUUACAAGUUUGACUUUUAACUUUUCCAAUUAAAUGCCUUUUGGGUGCAAGGAAUUAAGUAGCUAACCAAAUCAUACUACUCCCUUGAAAUGUUCCUAUUGAAUAUCUUAGCAUCCAUAAAGGUUUAAUUUUCUGGUGAAAAUCCACAAAAGUAUAGUUAUUAUCAAAAAAGGAUAUACAUUAAGGUUUAGUUACACUAGCACAAGGUAUCCAUAAAGGAUGCUUGCACUUGGCAUGCCGUGGGCCAUAUUUCCAAACAUGUAGGGUUAAAUGCACUAUAUACCUAACAAUUUAUUUUUCUUUUUUCCUCUUUUUUUUUUUUUUCUUUUCUUUUUAUUCCUUUCCAGUUUAGACCCUUAAUCCUUACUUUACACUUUAAUUAAUUAAAGAUUUUUUUUUCUUUUUUUUUUUUUUUUUUUUUAUAACAUUUGGUUUCUAGUCAAAAUAGCAAUAUAAAAUAAACUAAAACAGAUUAUAAACCAUUUUUUUUAAUAUUAACUCAUGCUCCAUUUUUUUCCGCUGUACUAAAUAAGCAAAUUUGAACUAAAUUGCAAGGUUAAAAUUGAACAAACUAUAUUAGAUAAACCCAUAAGGAAAAUAAAUUUAAUUCAACCGCAUAUUUUACAAGUUGAUGGUCCAGUAAGUGCUGCAACUAAAUACUUUAAUUCACAACAUACCUUCUUUAUUUGUUGAAAAGGGUAUCCAAACCACCCUUAAAUCUAGGGAAAAAUAACUGCCAAGAAAUGCUCUCAAAAUCUUAGAAAAGUAAAUCAUUUUUUUUACAUAAGUAGAAUCAAAAACAGAGGCUUUUUUUUUUUUUUUUUUUUUUUAAA